Molecule: messenger RNA, 3827 nt
Organism: Chelmon rostratus (copperband butterflyfish)
Lineage: Eukaryota; Metazoa; Chordata; Actinopteri; Chaetodontiformes; Chaetodontidae
Product: ribonuclease inhibitor-like
Exons: 9
Molecular function (GO): protein binding
Source: RefSeq, a predicted model, not a curated record
GAGAUCAGCUGUGCUUCUCUGGUCUCAGCUCUGAAGUCCAACCCCUCCCAUCUGACAGAACUGGACCUGAGCUUCAACAUCAACCUGCAGGAUUCAGGAGUGAAGCUGCUGUCUACUGGACUGGAGAGUCCAAACUGUAGACUUUCCUUAUUCAGGUUGAUUGGCUGCAGUUUGUCAAAGACCAGCUGUGCUUCUCUGGCCUCAGCUCUGAAGUCCAACCCCUCCCAUCUGACAGAACUGGACCUGAGUCACAACAACCUGCAGGAUUCAGGAGUGAAGCUGCUGUCUGAUCUGGUGGAGAGUCCAGACUGUAGACUGAAGACUCUGAGACUUUCAGGCUGUGGACUCUCAGAGACUCACUGUGAAGUCGUGGCCUCAGCUCUGAAGUCCAACCCCUCCCAUCUGAGAGAGCUGGACCUGAGCUACACCAAGCUGCAGGAUUCAGGAGUGAAGUUGCUGUCUGCUGGACUGGAGAGUCCAAACUGUAGACUGGAGACUCUGAGGUUGAGUCGCUGCAGUUUGUCAGAGAUCAGCUGUGCUUCUCUGGUCUCAGCUCUGAAGUCCAACCCCUCCCAUCUGACAGAACUGGACCUGAGUAACAACAACCUGAAGGAUUCAGGAGUGAAGCUGCUGUCUGCUGGACUGGAGAGUCCAAACUGUAGACUGAAGACUCUGAGGUUGAGGAACUGCAGGUUGUCAGAGAUCAGCUGUGCUUCUCUGGCCUCAGCUCUGAAGUCCAACCCCUCCCAUCUGACAGAACUGGACCUGAGUAACAACAACCUGCAGGAUUCAGGAGUGAAGCUGCUGUCUGCUGGACUGGAGAGUCCAGACUGUAGACUGAAGACUCUGAGGUUGAGUGGCUGCAGUUUGUCAGAGAUCAGCUGUGCUUCUCUGGCCUCAGCUCUGAAGUCCAACCCCUCCCAUCUGACAGAACUGGACCUGAGCUACAACAAAGAGCUGCAGGAUUCAGGAGUGAAGCUGCUGUCUGCUGGACUGGAGAGUCCAAACUGUAGACUGGAGACUCUGAGGUUGAGUGGCUGCAGUUUGUCAGAGAUCAGCUGUGCUUCUCUGGCCUCAGCUCUGAAGUCCAACCCCUCCCAUCUGACAGAACUGGACCUGAGCUACAACAACAAGGUGCAGGAUUCAGGAGUGAAGCUGCUGUCUGCUGGACUGGAGAGUCCAGACUGUAGACUGAAGACUCUGAGGUUGAGUGGCUGCAGUUUGUCAGAGAUCAGCUGUGCUUCUCUGGCCUCAGCUCUGAAGUCCAACCCCUCCCAUCUGACAAAACUGGACCUGAGAGGAAACGACCUGCAGGAUUCAGGAGUGAAGCUGCUGUCUCAUCUGGUGGAGAGUCCAGACUGUAGACUGAAGACUCUGAGAUGGAAGUGAUCGUGAUUGAGCGUGAGCGAUCAGAAAGGUGAUUGGCUGAGAGCCGAUCGGCUGCGUCCUGAUGAUCCAGAGAGGUUGAAGCAGCAGCAGCAGCUUGUGGGUGGAGAGGCUCUGACUGGGCCAUGUUACUGGGAGGUAGAGUGGAGAGGAGAGCUUCAUCCAGCAGUGACUGACAGAGGAACCACAACAAGUGGAGAUGAGUGUCAGUGCUGCAGUGUGAACUGCUCUGAGAUCAGCUCCACUGUCAGACACAGUGUCCAGUCCAGCAUCCUCCCUGUGUGUUGCUGUGGAUGUGACAGAGUAUCAUCACCUCUGUCCUUCUACACAGUCUCUGCAGACACUCCUCCACUCCUUCUGCUCCUCACUCUCACACCUCCUCCACCUGGAACCUGGACUUUAUAUACUCAAUAGUAUAAAUGUACAUAUAUGUAUUUGACAAAGAUGGCGCCUUUGUGUAUGGCGAGCCGUCCACCUCUGCUCUGUGUUUUGUUGCUCCUGCUCUUAAUUUCACUUUUUGUAAAUAAUGUGUCACCGUUGCUGCUGUAUGAUCGAUAAAGUCUACGUUCUACGACUGUAGUGGACAGUCAAAGAUGCUCCCACCGUUCCUGGCGUCUGUGCCCCACUACCUGCGGCGUCUGCCUGUUCCUCCGCCCCGCAAACGUCGUCACAGAAAGCGGGGGAAACGAAGCGGAGUCCUUGUUCGACUGAGAGUCUGCCUGGCACAGUCCUCGGAGUACGAUCAUCGUCACCUGCUGCGGUUACCCCGGGAAUUUGACGGCUUCAUUGUGCGGUGCUCCUCGGAGGUCAGCUGGCUCCGAUCAGCUGUUCCAGAUGCCGGCUACACACAUCCCAGCCGCCCGUGGCGGGUCAGCAUCUACAGACCAGGCUCCGUGCAGCAAAAUCUCUGUCCUGUUGCUCGUGGUUCCAAGCGAACCGACCACACACCAGUGCGCGUCCCCCUCAUUAAUACGAGGUCUUUGACAAAUGAAACUUUUAUCCUGAACGAUUGCUUCUCAACACACGUGCUGGAUUUCCUCUUAUUGACGGAAACGUGGAUUAACGUGGUUCACUGAGCCCCCCCUCUCCCCCCUCACUGUUCUUUCCUCAGUACACGUACGUCCUCGUUCGACAUUAUCUCGACUAAUGGACACUGCCCCCGUGUGUUGUUCAGUACCAUUAAUUCCGUUGUGAGCCCCCACUCUCGUCCUCUGUCUGACGCCACUGUUUCUACAUGUGAGGACUUCUUGCGCUUUUUCGUUGACAAAGUGAUGUCUGUGAGAGCGCUGAGCAGCAGCAGCAUCAGACCAGACCAGACCAGUCUGCUACAACCCCACACUCCUCAGCGUUUGACCACUUUGAGCCCAUCUCCCUCUCAUCCCUUGCUGAUGUAGUGAAACACAUGAAAACAACAAAUUGCCCUUUGGAUGUUUUCCCAACAAAAUUGCUUAAAGAGGUGUUCUCUACUGUUGGGCCUGUCCUCUUGGUUUUAAUGAACACUUGCCUUAGCUCAGGAUGUGUUCCGGCUUCUUUUAAACAUGCUGUUGUGAGACCACUUCUUAAAAAAACACAUCUUGAUGCUAAUGUUUUAUCUCAUUUUAGACCUGUUUCUAACUUGCCUUUUAUCUCAAAAGUCCUUGAGAAAAUAGUUUUUGUCCAGUUACAGGCAUUUUUAGAAAAUUAUUUUAUCCUGGAAAAAUUCCAGUCUGGGUUCAGAUCACGGCAUAACACAGAGUCUGCGCUGCUUAAAGUACACAAUGACAUAGCUGUGUCUGUUGAUGCCAAACGUCCUGUUGUCCUUGUGCUGCUUGACUUAACGGCAGCAUUUGAUACAGUGGACCAUUCCAUUCUCUUGUCCCGCUUAAAUAAUUAUGUUGGUAUCCGUGGUACUGCACUCAAGCGGUUUGAUUCUUACCUAAACAACAGGACUUUUUCUGUCAUGAUUGGUGACCUGUCCUCCUCUGUUGCCUCUUUGUUUUGUGGAGUUCCCCAGGGCUCUAUUUUGGGACCUUUGCUUUUUUCACUUUAUAUGUUGCCGCAGGGCGUCAAUUAUAGCGAGACAUAAUUUAGCAUUUAACUGCUACGCUGAUGACCUCCAGCUGUAUUUACCAGUGUUCCCAACCAAAAGUGUUGCUCUUCAGUCCCUCACAGACUGCAUGACAGUGACAUAGAUUUAAAAAAAUGUACUUUUUGUUUUUAAAGCCCUCAGCGGCCUAGCUCCUAUUUAUUUGACAGAGCUUCUCUCUGUCCGAAACCCAAACAGGGUGCUAAGGUCCACAAAUCUAGGUGGAUCAAGCCUUUUCUGUCGCUUGGCCCAGACUCUGGAACAAACUGCCCCCUGACAUGCGCACCAUCACAGACUUUGGCCUCUUCAAAACUCGGCUCAAAACACAUCUUUUCAGACUGGCUUUUAAUACACAGUAAUGUGGUGACAUUUUAUU